CAGUAUAAAAUACACAUCCGAGUUGAGGAGCAAAACGAAGGUUUUGUGUUUGACUUUUUGGAAACAUUUCUACAAUACAGCUUCGUUUAAUUUAAUUGCUGGCAAUUUAUUUACCAUUUUUUAGUGCAUUUAAAUAUUGUAUUUAUCGAAAUCUCUCUAUAUGCCGAUAAAAUUGAUAGAAAAAAAGAAGGAAUAAUGUCGAAAAAUGAGUUUGAUUUUUGUUCAUCGGGUAGUUUGAUGCCACUGAUACAGGCAUUGAUUCGGCCACCAGACAGUCGAGAAACAUCACGCCAAGCAAAUAAAAAGCAACCGCAUCCAUAUUAUCGUCGUCCGGGACGUGGACACAAUCGAGACUGUUGUGAUGCGUGUCGCGAAGGUGGCGAUUUAAUUUGUUGUGACAAAUGCCCCGCGAGUUUCCAUCUAACGUGCCACGAUCCACCACUAUCGGAGGAGGAUAUACCGGCUGGCUUGUGGCUAUGUCAUAUGUGCACCAUGUUACAAAAACAACGAACAACCAAUGCAACUAUGAUGAUGAACAAUGAAAAUCAAAAAUUUAAAGACUCACGACCAUCGACUCCGAAUUCAAGCGAUGGUAGCAAACAAAGGGCCGUUCCGAAACGUUAUGCAUCACGUGUAUCAUCGUGCAGUGAAAAUAGUUUGAGUAGCGAUCGAGAUAUUAAUAUGAAAAUUUCACGUAGUAUAAGUGAACGAUAUAGUAACGGCACCGUACCGACUGACAACUAUGAAAAUAUACCAACAAAUAUUAGCGAAAAAGGUGAAAGUGAUGAACAAACACCAUUCGUUGAAGUGACAGCAACCACAGAGGUGGUACAAAGUGAUGAAACUGGCACUGCACCGUUAACAGAAGUGAUAACGGAAUUGGAAGAGCCAACAAAAGAUACAGACGACACACAAAUUGUAGCCAUUUUUAACGAUAAUUCAUCUGAAAUGGAAAAUAUGGAACAUAAACAAGAGUCUCAAGCAGAAAACACAUCAAACAUACUAGAUAAUUGUAGCGAAAACGACACCGAUAAAUUAAAUGUCGAUGUUGACAACGAUGAUAAAGAGAAAACAGUACAAAAUGGUGACGAAAAUGUGGUCGAUUUAAAAACACCGUUGGAUGAAUUGAUUCGAGCCGCAUCUAUAUUGAAUCCAAGACAAUUCGAAUUGCCACGUGAAUUGAAUAUUUUUCCACGAUUUCCAGGCGACGAAAAAGUGUCAAAUGAGUCGAAUAAAUCAAAGAAUAAGAACAAUAAUCGUAAUGGACAAAAUCGUGUUCGACAUGAAUUGGAUUCUCAAGGCUUGGUUCCAUUGCCGGCGGCAACGUGUUUCUACUGUCGUAAAUCGUGUAAAAAAGCACCGUUAAUAUCAUGCGACUAUUGUCCACUAUUCUUUCAUCAGGAUUGCUUGGAUCCACCAUUGACUGCUUUGCCAACAACGCUUUGGAUGUGCCCCAAUCACCCAGAACAAUAUGUGGACUGGAAAUUAGUGACGUCAAUAUCAGCAACGGAACGUAUCAAACUAUGGAACGAAUUUAGCACGUGUGCCGAUCAUGAAACUAUUAAAACGGAUUUCUUGCGACGCAUACACCGUAAGAAUCCACCGUUUCGAUUUAGGGUAAAGCCAAAAUUACGAAACUGUGCCGAAAUACCUACAAUGGUUGAAUUCCAUUAUAAAAAUCCGCCGCCAUUACUUCCGUCACUGCGUGAUGUCUUACGUUGUGAGCGCGUUUAUCGCAAUCACGGUCUUCCACCGGUUGUAAAUGUUCCCGAUGUUUAUAAUGUUAUUGACAAAGACCUGUUAGAACUUAAAAAAGCAAAUGAAAAAGUCCGGAAAUUCGAGAGAAGCAUUGAACAAGAAUUAAACGAUCCACCGAAAAAUGUAGAUGGCAAUGACGUCGCAGAAGAAGUGAAUGGAUUGAUUGAAGUAAAAGAGAUGUCAGAAGUUGAAGUGAUUGAAAAUAUUGUUGAAACAACUCCGAUGGAAAGUGAUGAAAAAAUUAUUGAAAAAAUUGAAAAUAAAUCGUCAAUCAUUGAAGAAAGUCCAGCGAUUGCUGAAAAUGGCAAGAAAGACCAACCGCUUGUGAGUAACGAUGCUUUAAAUCAACUGCCAGAUUCAAUGGCAAACGAUGAUAAUACGAAUAAACAAAAAUCGAAUCGUAAACGCAAACGGAAUACGAGUACAAAAGGUUUUGGCGCCGAAUGCGAUGAUUUAUUGGAAUUGUCUGAAGAGGUAUUCAAAUCAAAACUAUCGAAUGGUACAAAUGGCACAAUUUCACGUGAAAUAAUCGAUGAACAAUUAGACGGUCUUGAUAAUAAUGUCAUCAAACGACUUGCGCUUGUUCAACUUCAACAAAUACUCAAAGAAAGCCCGGAUUUGGUUGCAAAAUAUCAAAAUGAACAUGCUGACAAAGCGAUUAAAGAUGCACUCAAAGCUAAACCGGUCAAAAUUACGCUUCCUAGUCAAAUACUGUCGAAGAGUGACAUUGCUAAAAUUGCUCAACAAUUCGCUAGCGAUAGCUCAUCGUCCGACGAAUGUGAAAACAAUGAUCCAGCGUUUGCUGGUGUUGGUCAUCCAAUUCCUCCGUUUCCAAAAUUGGAUGUACGUACAUUUUUUUAUGCGAACGGUUUCGAAAAUAUUCCCGAUGAUAAAGAACGUGCUCUGGCUAUCGCAAAACGAUUGGAAAAACCAUUAUUUGAAUCGAAAGUUCGAGCUCGAGCGGUUUUAACACCGGUUGGUGACAUAUUGGCUGGCAAACAAUGGUACACAAGCUCAAGUUCAAAUGACAACAGUUUAUUCAUGCGAUACAGAAAUUUGAAAAUUGGAUCUGGACCCGGUUGUGAUCUUCAAAUGAAAAACGCACACAAUUGUGUUCGACUAUCGUUACAUCAUGCAACUAUUUUCUACGAUGAAGUAACAAAAUCAUACGAACUACUGAAUUAUUCGGAACACGGCACAGAAGUGAAUGGUCAAAUCUAUUCGCUGGAUCUAACAGAACAUCAAGAACUCAAUGAGAAUCGAUUGCAGGAUAUAAAUGGGUUUUAUAAAAAUAUUCGGGAUAUCAUUGAUAAAAAGCGUGGCGUUAAUCGAAUCCAAUAUGGUCUGAGCAAAAAUGCUAGAAUGGCUGCACCAGAACUGCCAACUUGUAAGUGUAAAGCGUAUCCGCCGUUGGAGAAGGGAUGGGAAGGUUCGGCAAUUCUAACUCAUGGCUCAUUGAUCCGAUUCGGUUGUUUGGCCUAUGUAUUUUCAGUGAUUGACAACAUCCAUGAUGAAAACUAAAAUUUACAUCUCCCCUCCCCCCGAGCAUUUCAUAUAAUAAGAUUUUAAAUAUUAUUUUGUAAGAAUAAGAAUUGAAAUUUUGAACAUUUACCGCACAAAAUUGUAAGAAGUCAAAGAAUUUGGAUAUUUAUUUUGAGAAUGAAAAGAGUGUAUUGGAUUGUAUGUGGAAAUAUUUUUAAUCCAUUACUGAUUGUACAGAAAAAAAGGCAUUUUGCAUGAAUAAAAUAGAAUGAAGCAUGUAGAAUGUAUUGUAUUAAACGAUUGGAAAUUUCA
Contarinia nasturtii (swede midge) is the source of this 3552-nucleotide messenger RNA. RefSeq names its product PHD finger protein 12. Bases 196 to 3279 code for a protein of 1027 amino acids. The transcript has 8 exons. NCBI's taxonomy places the organism in Eukaryota, Metazoa, Arthropoda, Insecta, Diptera, Cecidomyiidae. Gene Ontology annotation, biological process: negative regulation of transcription by RNA polymerase II. Gene Ontology annotation, cellular component: Sin3-type complex; nucleus. Gene Ontology annotation, molecular function: protein binding; transcription corepressor activity. The record is from RefSeq and is a predicted model, not a curated record.